Messenger RNA from Cryphonectria parasitica EP155, 1530 nucleotides. RefSeq lists its product as uncharacterized. Lineage: Eukaryota; Fungi; Ascomycota; Sordariomycetes; Diaporthales; Cryphonectriaceae. The transcript is spliced from 6 exons. The record is from RefSeq and is a predicted model, not a curated record. The coding region runs from base 1 to 1530 and encodes 509 amino acids. Gene Ontology annotation, cellular component: membrane. Gene Ontology annotation, biological process: transmembrane transport. Gene Ontology annotation, molecular function: transmembrane transporter activity.
AUGGAGCAAAACUUUUCCUCUCCGGAGAAGUCGACUUCCGAAAAGUCGACUUACCAGGCAUCUCUGAUCGAGAGACAGACCCGGACGAGGAGACUUUUUUCCAUGCCACAACUAUUCGCUUUCUCCAUCGUUUAUUUGGGAACAUGGUAUUCGGUUGCUAUGAAUAUGUACUUUGCUCUCGCCAACGGUGGUCCUGCAGCCUGGUUCUGGAGUUAUCUCAUUGUCGCCGCCGGUGUGCUCUGCCAAGCAGCAACGUUCGGCGAGCUGGCAUCGAUCCAGCCCAUCGCCGGCGCACAGUACUACUGGACAUGGAACUUUGCCCCUGCAGGGUCUCGGAGGUUCCUCACCUGGAUCCAGGGCUGGGCCACCUGGACGGGCUACGUGUCGCUCUUGGCGAGCUGCAUCAAUGGCCUCACGGUGAUGCUCGAGGGCAUGAUUGAGCUGAACCACAGCUACACGGCCGAGGGUUGGCACACGGCCGUCAUCAACUUCGCCAUCAUCCUACUAUGCGCCGGCGUCAACGUGUUCGCCUUCUGGCUGGUGCCCUGGUUCGAACUCCUGUCGGGCUUCCUUAACGUUUGCCUGCUCGUCAUCUUUUUGGUCGUGAUGUGGACCUUGUCACCGCGGAACAGCUCGGAUAUCUUCUUCUCCAGCGAGAUUGCCUCAGGAUGGGAGAACCGCUAUGUCUCUGCCAACAUUGGUUCUUUGUCCAAUAUCUUUGUGUUUCUCUGUUUUGAAGGAAUAAUCCACCUCGGCGAAGAGACCCGUAAUGCAAAGACAGUCGUCCCCAAGGCCAUGUUCUGGUCUAUGAUUUUUAAUGUGUCACUGGGUCUCAUCAUGAUCAUCACCUUUGGGAUAUGCAUGCCCUCUCUCGACACCCUCCUCAACUCGUCCAGCCCUCUGGUCACAAUCCUCCUCAACACGACAGGGUCGAACGCGGCUACUACUGCGAUGGUGGCUGGGCUGGCAGUGCUGUCCAUCUCGGGGAACAUGGCGCUUGUGUCUUCUGUGUCUCGACUGACCUGGGCGUGGGCUCGAGACGGAGGUGCGCGCCUCCCGCAGUAUUUUGCCCACGUCGACGCAAGGUACCGGGUCCCCGUACGCGCCAUCGCCAUGGUGUGCAUCCUCGUAGCCCUCCUCUCCCUCCUCAACAUCGGCAGCGGGACGUACAUCGCCUUUAGCGCCAUCACCUCGCUCUCGUCCAUGUCCAUCUACCUGAGCUACACCAUCGUGCUGGCGUGCAUGUUGUACGCGCGCCUGACGGGCAAAGUCGAGUUUGGCCGCUGGCACCUGGGCAGGCGGCUGGGCACUGUCGUCAACGUCGCAGGCCUGGUGUACACGGUGUAUGCCAUCCUCUGGCUACCGUUCCCCAAUUAUCUGCCCGUCACGGCGGCGAAUAUGAACUAUAGCGGGCCUGUGCUGGGGGCGGUGUUGAUCUUUGCGGUUUCGCUCUGGGUUGUGCGGGCGCGGACGCAGUGGGAGGGACCCAAUAGGGCAAUUGUGGACUUUGUUCUCAAGAAUGAGUCUUGA